CACCGUUGUCGGAAAAUAGACAAUCAAUAAUCAUAAUUUUGAGCGAGAUGUCGGAUUGGGGCCCAAUUUUUGUGUCAGUUCUGUUGUUUGCGUUGUUAUCGCCAGGGUUGCUGUUUCAGUUGCCAGGACGAGGUCGGUGUGUGGAAUUUUGUUGUUUUCAGACUAGUGGCGUCGCCAUAAUGGUUCAUACAUUGAUCUACUUUGCUAUCAUUUGCCUCUUCUCAUUCGCCGUUAGAAUCCAUCUUUAUCUUGGUUAAAUUCGUUGUUCGUUGUAUUCCUAAAUCCUAACUUUGAGGUUUAAUUUAUGGUUUGUAAACCUAUUUAUACCUUGAAAAUUGUCGCUUUAAAUAUGUUUAUUUGGUUGUUUCGACUUGUAAUCC
Cynara cardunculus var. scolymus (artichoke) is the source of this 380-nucleotide messenger RNA. RefSeq lists its product as uncharacterized. The transcript has a single exon. Lineage: Eukaryota; Viridiplantae; Streptophyta; Magnoliopsida; Asterales; Asteraceae. Bases 48 to 257 code for a protein of 69 amino acids. The record is from RefSeq and is a predicted model, not a curated record.